AUGUUCCCAAUCUCGGUAAGAAGACAGUUCUCAGUCCUGAGCCAUCUUAGAGUCAAUGCUAGAUGGUUUUAUGCCGUUGAUGUUCCGAUUUCGAAACCGGAGCAAUUCAAGUACACUCAGACUAAACCACCCCAAAAAUUUCUACCAUUCAAUGAUUCGGAUAAUUCUUUGUUAGAAAAGUCUUUCAAAGAUGGAGACAAGACCGUGUUGCAAGUGUUGGAGGAUAGGCUGUUCAAUUGCGAUAUAAGGUCCAGGCAAUUAUACCCCAUAUACUGGCAAGGCCCGGUGUACGAGGUCAGAAGAGGAAUAUGGUUUUCUAAUGGAACCCCGAUUGAUCAACGGUUGGCAGAUCUUAUCGAGAAACAAUACCAAGCUUUGAAGGAUAAAUUGGGCAAGGAAGAGGAUCAGAUGUUAUUUGAAUUAGACGACAAAACGUCAGAGUUGUCCCCGAUAGAGAAGAGUGAAGACUUGACUACCACAAUAACAGAAACAUUCGGCUCGUCUGAAUCUCAAUCACCAAAGAAACUUGUAUUAUUCAAGGACGAUAAAACUGUUUUUAUACUACCUAAAAGCUCAAAACUUUUGAUUCAAUUGCUGAAUCCAUUGGCGGAUGAGUUGAAAAAGUCUAUUUUUUCGGACUAUAAGAUUGAGAGAGGUUACAAAGCCAAAGAAAAGGAUAAAGCACAGGUAAAUAAGGGAUCCACUUCUGCCUUUGGAGACUACUCAUUCAUAAAUUUUUUCACUGAUACUGCAAUUGAUAAGAAUGCCAAGAGUGACCAAGCUGAAGAAAAAAUGGAAUACCACAUGAAAAAUGACUUUGCUAAGGAAGACAAAGAUACCAAGCGUGACAUUAAUCAUAUAGUGUUAUGUUGCCAUGGCAUUGGUCAAUCUCUAGGAACUAAACUGGAGAGUGUGAACUUUAUUCAUGACAUAAAUAUCUUUAGGAAGGGACUUGCUACUGCAUUGAAAGAGGACUCAGAGUUACAAGAGAUUAGCCCUUCUGCAAGUAACCAUGGCAUUCAAGUUUUACCAGUUAUCUGGAGGUAUAACUUAGGGUUUUCAAUUGAUGAGCCAAUCAGCGUGAUAGACGAAAAUGAUGGAGUCAAAAAACUUCCCUCUGUUUCUGAUAUCACGGUUGAUGCUUUAAGGCCUUUGAGAAAUCUUCUCGGUAAUGUUGUUUUAGACAUAUUGCUUUAUUAUGAUAGUUGGUACAAGAAACGAAUCCUCUCAUCUGUCGUACAGCAAUGUAAUGAUGUUUAUGACAAGUUUUUACAAAACAAUCCAGGAUGGAAUGGAAAAGUAUCUUUCGUUGGUCAUUCUUUGGGAAGUGCAAUUUUUUUUGAUAUUCUAUGCAAACAGCCUGAUAACUUAAACUUUGAAGACCCAAACUUUGAUCAUAAAAGAUACCUCAAGUUUAAGGUAGAAAAUUAUUUCGCAUUGGGUUCUCCGUUGGGCGUUUUCAGUCUAUUAAAAAGGCAAAAUAUUGCUCCUAGAUCCGAGGAAAAUUUGGUGUCUGUUAAUGAUAUCGACAAGGAAGUGCUGGAAAGACCUUGUGUAGGGCCAAAGUGUGAAAAUUUCUAUAACAUUUUCCACCCCUGUGACUCAAUUGGGUACAGAGUAGAGCCUUUAAUUAGGUCUGAAUUUACCAAAUUCAAGCCUUCUCCGGUUCCAUUUGCUAAUAAAUCUGGAUUUGAUUCUCAGUUGAAAGAGAUUACAGAUUUUGGUGACGAAUUUGGAGACAAAUUGACCAAUAACAUAAGUAAACUGUUUGGAAACAAAUCUAUUGGAGAACUGCUACUUCUGGAUAGUAAGAAGCCUGAGACUGAAAAUCUUUCCUCAGAUUCACCCGAAGAGUCGUAUAAGAAGUCAUCUAGUUCAAAGUCGACUAGAGUAGACAUUUCUGCCGAAAGUUUGAAGGUAAUAAAACAAUUGAAUUACAGCGGGAGAGUGGACUAUUGUCUCAGUGAAGGACUGUUUGAUAUUUCAAUUAUAAACGCUAUCAAGGCCCAUACAACAUACUUUGAAAAUAAGGAUCUAACAGCAUUUGUUUUACGUGAGUUGUUGUCCCCAAAAAGUAAAUCCCAACUUGUUUCCAAAAGUGCAGUCCUUAUGUCAUCUGGUGACGAUGAUAACGAAUGGUUAUGA
This is a messenger RNA of Komagataella phaffii GS115, 2145 nucleotides long. RefSeq names its product Protein with similarity to bovine phospholipase A1. The record is from RefSeq and is a predicted model, not a curated record. The coding region runs from base 1 to 2145 and encodes 714 amino acids. The transcript has a single exon. Gene Ontology annotation, molecular function: glycerophospholipase activity; metal ion binding. NCBI's taxonomy places the organism in Eukaryota, Fungi, Ascomycota, Pichiomycetes, Pichiales, Pichiaceae. Gene Ontology annotation, cellular component: cytoplasm.